This is a messenger RNA of Culex pipiens pallens (northern house mosquito), 4105 nucleotides long. RefSeq lists its product as uncharacterized. Gene Ontology annotation, molecular function: RNA polymerase II cis-regulatory region sequence-specific DNA binding; DNA-binding transcription factor activity. The record is from RefSeq and is a predicted model, not a curated record. Bases 170 to 3976 code for a protein of 1268 amino acids. NCBI's taxonomy places the organism in Eukaryota, Metazoa, Arthropoda, Insecta, Diptera, Culicidae. Gene Ontology annotation, biological process: regulation of transcription by RNA polymerase II. The transcript is spliced from 3 exons.
GUAAACGUAAACAAAGUUGCAUUUUUCUCACAAAUUGGAGGAAAAUUUCUUUAAAAAAGUGUAAUUUUAGAAUAAAAAUGGUUCCAAAAAAACCGUUUGCCGCCUAAACACCCUACUUAACCGUAAAACAGAUUGGUGACUCUGGUGUUGCAUUGAAAACCGAAGCAAAAUGGACAUCUUCCAGAACCAGUGUUCGGAGAGCCUCGGCUUCGAUUCCAUGCUCGCCUCAAACCCGAUCAACUCCCCGCUGCAGAGCACCGAUUCGCUGAACUUUAGCUCGUCGCCGUACUACAGUUCGAUUCCGCUGGUCAACGGGAGUGGCGGCGGCAUUUACGUCACCAGCACGGAUCAACCGCUGAGCACCGGUCCGAACGAUGUCGUGCUGCCGAGCAUUUUCGUCAAGGUUCCGAUGCAGAUCAACCAGCAGUACCAGCAGCAGAACCAACAACAAGAGACUUCGUCGCCGUCGUCGUCGUCCCGGACCGGCAGCCAGGAGGUUAUCAAGUGCGAGGACAAGUUGGGAAUUUGCAAGCGGGAGGUCGGAGAUUUGCGGGCGCUGGAGAAGGGCACGGCCAUGGUGCAGCUGCCGGGCAGUGCCCAGAGUUAUAUGGGUGAGGAACGGGUUGGGUCGGAGGCGGAUCAGGGGGUGAGCGAAGAGCUGAGUUUGUUCUGCUGUGAGUUGUGUCCGUUUGUUACGGUUGUGGAGCAGAAUUUGAUGGAUCAUAGGCAAGCGCGACAUCCGAACGGGGAGCGGGACGCGAUCGAGUGGAUGAACUGUCCGGCUUGUGGGAACAAGUUCCGUCAGAGACGGUCGAUGGAAACGCACCUGCUUGAGGACCACAUGAUGGCUAGUUCGGAAGUGCAACUGCUGGUAGAUCGCAGGUUUCCGGGAGGGUCGUCAGAUGGUGGUAACGGUGUGCCACAGGUUUCACAGGUCGUGACUUCGGCUUCGGAGACGCAACCGAUGCAGGUCGCUCCGGAACAGAGCAAGAGUCGAAUCUACAUUAAAAAUGUGCAACUGCUCAAGAAACCGGACGUCAUUGAGCAGGAGAACGUUCAGCAAGAAACCGACCAGCAGCAGCAAGGUCGCAAGAUCUUUAUCCGGAACGUUUCCCUGCUGCAGAACGCCAACUUUAUGCAAAACUCGGUGGACUUUUCCAGUCCGUCCGGUCUACACGAAAGCAAGUACAGCUUUGUCGUUCCGGCUCCGAGUCCCACCAGCGAAUCGCCCCCAAUAACCGAGUCCAGCACGACUCCCCAGCGUAGUAAGAUCUUCAUCCGUAACGUUGACAUCCUGCGGAACCCGCUCAUCCCGAUUCCUCUCCCGCCGGUCAUCGCCUCAACGUGUGAAAUGAGUCGCGCCAGCAGCAGUGAAAGUCUGUACACGACUCCACCUCCACCACAGGUCAUCAGUCCGGCCACGUCCAUCUCCAGUCUUGGACCGCCAACGGUCACGAUGGGUAGUUCCGGGCUCAACAUGCUGAUCAUGCCGAGUGGCAGCAACUCGAGCACGCCCCCGACAACGUGCACUCCGCCAACGAACAUGUCCGUUUCCAGCGGACCAACCGAUUACUCCCAGAACCAAAGUGGACAAUUCGCCCCACCGCGGAAGAGCAAAAUAUUCAUCAAGAACAUUAGCGUGCUAAAGGCGCCGACGAUUCACCUCAAAUCGGUUGACGAACUCAACCUGAUGACGAUCGAUCAGCUGCAGCUGCAGAACCUGCUCCCGCCACUCAACGGCAACUCUUCAACGCAAGGUUUGGACGGAAUUGUUGGCCUGGAAGGGGAUCACGAUCAGCAGCAGCAGCAGCAAUUGCAGCAUCAAUCGAUGGAUGAGGAUUUUGAAGGUUUGCUGGAUGUGGAGACGCCCUCGGAACUGGUCGAUCAUUUUGAGGACGAUGGCGGAGGUGGGCAGCAGUAUCAGGACAUGCAGGGUUGCGAAACGGUUGCGUGUGCUGGCGUGGACGGGAAUGAGAGCGGUGGCAUUCAACAGGAUGUGUAUCAGCAACCGUUUGAUAAUGAUUUCAUCAUUAUUGAGCCCGGCACGAGCUCGACGGAAGAACUUCACUACGAGGGAUCGGCGGACCAUAUGAGACUCCCGCUGCAACCCACCGAAAUGCUGGAUCAUCACCACAUUAGCGGACAUCAUCACCAGCUUCAACCCGCGUUGCCACCGCCAUCACUUCCCCUGGAACAGCCUCCACCUUCGAUUUGCCCAACCACCACCGCGCAGUACAACACCGGCCAAACCGACGAGGACAUCCUGUUUGUGUGCGCCGAGGAAAUCAUCAACCUUGAUCCGACGCCGUCAAUCCCCCACAUCCCGCAGCAGCAGCAGCACGAGUUCCAACAGCAGCUGGAAUUGCAGGAACCUGCCCAGCAGGGCCGCAUCUACGUGUCGGACAAUCUGAUGGAACCACAACCACCAGCACCUUCGACAUCCUGUGUUCCGGUUACGCCGGCGCCACCUCCCCCCUCUCCGACGACUCCCACUCCGAUCGACACGCCUCCUCUGAGCAAGUUGGAACAGAUUGCGAGCGAAGCUCCGGACGUGAGUGAGUCGCAGCAGCAGCAGCAGCAGCAGGAUAAGGAUGGACGGGCUCGCAGUCGGGGACGGCCAAAGGGCGCCAAACAGACCGGGAUUACGAAGCUGAAGAAGUUGUACACGAAUUUGACCCCGCUCGAGGAGGGCUACAAGUGUGACUUGGUGGAUUGUGGCGUACGCUUUCGUCAGCAGGAAACGCUUGCCUAUCACAAGAGGUGCCAUUACGAGGGAGGAGGAGAUGGAGGUACGGCGCAGACGGAUGUGGGGACUCGGUGUCCGGAGUGUGGCUCAUUGGAGUUUCGAAAUUGGAACACGCUCCACACGCAUCUGUGGCGGGAGCAUUCGAUCGAUAUGGAGCUGUACGCGUGCCAUUUGUGUAACUUCAAGACGCCUGUUCUGUGCCGGUUGAACAACACCCACAUGAAAAUUCACAGCGACGUGAAAAAUUUCGUUUGCGCUGUUUGCGAUAAGCGGUUCAAGAAUAACAAGCAGCUUAGGAAUCACCGCAGGUCUCACCGCGAUCAGCAGCAGCAGGUUCCACGACCGCCGGCGCCACCUCGCGAGCCAACGCCGGAACGCACCUCCGGCACAACCCCAGUCAAGUGUGUCAAAUGCGGACUCAAGUUCCCCAACCAAAAGUCGCUCAAAUCCCACGUCGAGCUCCAACACUUCCAGGAAGCGGCAACGUCCACCGCGACCACCGGCGCUAACGACGCAGGUCCACGUCUGCGUUGCUCCCUCUGCUCCAUGAUCUUCAAAACCCGCUACCUGCUGCAAUCGCACGUGGCCAAACAUUCCGACGAGAAGCGUUUCUCGUGUGAACACUGCGACUACUCCACCAACGACCACAACGCCAUCCGGCGGCACAAAAUGCGCCACAACACGAGCGGUCAAAAGUAUCGCUGCUCGUACUGUGACUACACCAGCAUCCAGAGCACGACCUACCGGAAGCACCUCGAACGGAUGCACGCGGACGUGGCCUCGGCCCUGCUCUACAAGUGCUCCCGCUGUGCGUUCGUCUCCAUCAGCGAGGUCAAGUACCAGCUCCAUGUACGAAACGCCAAGCACGAGACGGACGCCGAACAACAACAAGCACCACAACCACCGGAAGAAUCCCAGGAGCGCCACUGCGAAAGCGUCAACUCGGAUGUGGUCAUUGUGGAGGGCGGCGGCGGCGAACGCGCUGACCUGCUUGUCGAGGAGCAACCGCCGCUGGAUGCGUUUUCGUUGAUUGCGGUCGGAAGCGAUGGGCAGCAGGUGCUGCAUCCGAUGAUUCGGCCGGCCGGAUUUGCGCACAAUUUGUCCAAGGUGGACAACUUUUAUGGGUACGCCACGGCGGGGAUGGAUUAUCAGCCGCAGCAGGCGCAAGGGUCGGAACAGCAGCAGUUGGCGAUCGUGACGGAGGGGACGAUGGGAUACGGAGAGGGUUAGAGUGUCCUCGGGGGUGUACCCUUAACGAAAAUGUGAUAUUAGGUUUAAUAUUUAAUGGGUCAAUGUGCAUGCCUACGUUUAUUUAUGUGCAAAUAUAACGCAUAAAUUAAAACAGACGCACGUUUACGA